GUGUUGAUCGUUUCGCAGGUAGGUAUCUCCCUCCUUUCACAAGAUCGAAUAUGACAUCCGAAUGAUAUAAGAUCUCGUAUCGCAGAUCUCGCGCCGGAAAGAGCAAAGAAAGGAGUUCGUUCGUAUGAUAGAGCCGAUGACGAGGAGUAAAGGCCGUCUUAUCUCCUCCCCACGGAUUCGGUUCAGUUCAGUACAGGUCAGGUCAGGUGAGGUCCAAGUCCAAAAGUAUCAGGAUCCUUCGCGCACGCUCGAUCGCUGCCCGACACACGCACACACGCAAAGCGAGGGUCCUGCCAACCGCGCAAGGCGGGAGGGGGAGAGAGAGCCAUCGAGAUCUAUAUAUAUGCAUGCAGCGCUGCAUAGCAGAGUAGAGCAGAGCAGAGCAGAGGAUCGCAAGCCAUGGAUCCCCUGCGCCCGCGUAACACAACCUCGUGCAUAUCCGGCCCCGUCCACGCGCCUCGCAUCUUGCAGGCUCGACCGGCCGGGCGAAGGAUCUCAGGACGAUGUUAGAGCCUUGGAAGGGGAGACGAGAUGCGCUUUUCCCGUGGGCGGACGCGUGCGGGCGGGCGUGGGCUUCGGAUUCCCGCACCCCGACGAAUCAGGCUGGGACACGUCCGUCCCCGCAUGGCUUGCUCGCUGGCUUUGCUUGCUUCAUGCGCAGCUGGCGCCAGUUUUUGCCUCGUCGUGCAUGGAUGAGGGAAGGGAAGCUUGAAAGCUUGAGGGAGAGUUUGGAAUUGGGCGAUGACAAUAAUAUCGCAAAGAGUUGAGGAGAGAAGAAGGUCUAAAUAGUAAUACAUCGGACAUUUAGAUGACAAGAAAGCAGGGAAGGAUAUAUACAUGCAUAGAUUCGAACAGUGCAAGAAAAGAAAAAGCCAACAGAAUCCAUCCAUCGCCUCACUCAUUCAU
This is a messenger RNA of Dissoconium aciculare CBS 342.82, 906 nucleotides long. RefSeq lists its product as uncharacterized. NCBI's taxonomy places the organism in Eukaryota, Fungi, Ascomycota, Dothideomycetes, Mycosphaerellales, Dissoconiaceae. The coding region runs from base 125 to 712 and encodes 195 amino acids. The transcript has a single exon. The record is from RefSeq and is a predicted model, not a curated record.